AUGAACAGGAGGUCAUGCAGUAUGAGUCAUCAGACAACAGGUAUUCAUCAUAGGCCUAGAAUGAUCAGUGGACAGCAGAUUCCACCUAUCAGAGUUCAUGCAGGACCUCCCUGUCCAUCUUCAAGCAGUGGCACCCCAAUACCAACUAUUGGAAACUUGUCUGCCAGCCUACAUUUAAAGGGAGGGGUAGGUCCUAAGAGCAGCAUCAUUGACAGUACUAUUCACCUUCCUCUAAGUUCUAGGAAACAAGUGGUUACCAGUGGGAAGCCUGUAUUACAAGUCCCACAGCCCCCAAGACUGCCAGCCCCACAGUCUUUAAAGCCAGAACAGCAAGAAUUUGGAAAUGCCUUCUCCCUAUGCACAGGUGAAGGAGGUCUUGGUUAUGGACCCCAGUGCAAGUCCAUUGGAAAAGGCAGCUACAGCAGUCCCAUGACAGUUCAACAGCUGAGACCCGUUUCACUUCCUGCUAAUCAGGUUUCAACAGCAUGCAACAGCAUCAACCCUAGCUUACGGAGGUCUAUGGAUGUUUCCAGCCUGAGUCCUUCUCCAUCAGAUACAAGGUUGCUCUUGGCGCAUGAAUCUCUGGCCUCUAUGACAUUAAGCUUGUCAGAAAGUCAGUCCACUUCGAGUGUUAAGCAAGAGUGGUCACAUGGGUACAAGACACUUCCUUCUGUAGCUCCUGAUGAAGGUUUUCAAAACAGCACUGAGCUUGGGGACUUACUAAAUUUUUCACCUGGAACAUCCGUGUCAGGUAAUUGCGUAUCUAACUCAUUACUAUCCUACUUAUAUGGCACAGAAAAUAAGCAUUUCCCUUACACUAGUCCUCACCAUUCCUCAGCCUGGUCUCAAUCAGCCUGCUCCAAAAAAAGAUCACUCUCUCUAUCUCCUCUGUCUGAUGGCAUUGGGAUCGACUUCAAUACAAUCAUCCGUACAUCCCCAACCUCUCUGGUGUCCUACAUCAGCAGUUCCAGGACAUCACCAGCAAAUGUCUUCCCACAACCUAAGUUCUAUGGGCAUUUUCUGGGAGUGAGAGAAAGCUGUAUGGCCCAAAAUUGCUCUAUUCCAUCUGCCCAGAAAGUCCUCCUCAUGUCUAAUGGCAAUGUCACCUUCUCAGGGUACACUGAUAAUGGGGCUGGCGAGUACCAGCGGAUGCAGCAGCUGGAGCAAGCCAGCUUGGAGAUGGGUGCUGCGGGUAACAUGGUGAUCCAGGCGAGCAUGCUACCUGCAGACAACCAGGUGGUGAACAUCCUGAAAGAUGGACAGCUGGACAACUUCUCGAGCCACAUGGCUGACAUGCCUUUUCCACCCAUGCUACCACCACCUCCUUCUCAAGGGCCACCACCACCAUACCAUGCUCACCAGCACCAGCAUCCACACAACCUCCCAAGUUGCAUUCACCCGUUGGCUGUGCCUGUUUCUGCCCCAGGCUCUCUGCUUGAUGAAGACAGCGAGUCAGGCGAUUUCAAUGGCAAGUAUGGCUGCUGUUGGUUAGACUGUGGUGCACUGUAUGACCAGCAAGAGGAACUUGUGUGGCACAUAGAGAAGAUUCAUAUAGACCAGAGGAAAGGAGAGGACUUUACUUGUUUCUGGGCAGGGUGUCCACGAAGGUACAAGCCAUUUAAUGCCCGUUAUAAACUGCUGAUUCACAUGAGAGUCCACUCAGGAGAGAAGCCAAACAAAUGCACAUUUGAGGGAUGCAAGAAAGCCUUUUCCAGACUAGAAAAUCUCAAGAUUCACUUAAGGAGCCAUACGGGUGAAAAGCCCUACCUUUGUCAGCACCCUGGCUGCCAGAAAGCAUUCAGCAACUCCAGUGACCGUGCCAAGCACCAGAGGACACACGUGGACACUAAACCUUAUGCUUGUCAGAUUCCAGGAUGUACAAAACGAUACACAGAUCCAAGCUCCCUGAGAAAGCAUGUGAAAGCCCAUUCUUCCAAAGACCAACAAGUAAGGAAAAAGUUGCAAUCAAGCUCAGAGCUUGGCCUGGAUAUCCUGAAUGACUGCCUUGCAGUCCAGCCCCUCCAGCCAGCCCCAUCGCCACAUGAUGCUGCAGAUAAUACUAUGGGACACUCCCCAGGGCUUGCUCACAGUAUUUACUCAGCAGCUAUGUUUCCCAGCACACAAACAAGUGGAAGUGCACCAGCAUCUGAGGCACUGUCCUUGUCCCACUCCAGCAAUCACCUUUCCCCAGGACAUAACAUACAUGGUACUGCUGUCCAUCCUCUGUUCUCAGCUGUGGGCUCAGAGAGGUUUGUUGCUCCAGCUCCUUCUCACCAUAUCAGCACCCAGAGAAUUUCAGUUCCACACCGCAUGAUGCAGAGACAGACACCACAACCUCCCCACCUUCCACAGCCUGCAGGAAUGUCUCUAAAGACAUACCAGCCAGCAACAAUCCCUUCUUUUCAACCAAAUAGCCUCCACAACCAAGGGUUAUAUGGACAGCUUGAGAGUUUCUGCCCUCCACAUUAUGCUGACACUCAGAAGAAUGUACAAGAUAGUGUUCCUUGCAAUAUGGUUCCUCCUUUUGAAGAUUGCUUAGUUCCCACAUCAGUGGACCAGGCAGAACUUGACACUUUCCAUCAGACUUUUUCAACAUGCUCCGGUAUUGCAGUUUAUGACUUUCCAGCAGGGUCAGUAGGUAUCUUUGGUGAUUCAGCUCACAGCAUGCCAGAGGAUAGCAGUUUCCUACAAGUAAAUGCAGUGGAUCAUUGUUCUAGCCAGCUUUCUUCUGUCUACACUGAAGGCUAA
This is a messenger RNA of Melopsittacus undulatus (budgerigar), 2748 nucleotides long. It is a transcript of the gene GLIS3, whose product is annotated as GLIS family zinc finger 3. Gene Ontology annotation, molecular function: RNA polymerase II cis-regulatory region sequence-specific DNA binding; DNA-binding transcription factor activity, RNA polymerase II-specific. Lineage: Eukaryota; Metazoa; Chordata; Aves; Psittaciformes; Psittaculidae. Gene Ontology annotation, biological process: regulation of transcription by RNA polymerase II. The record is from RefSeq and is a predicted model, not a curated record. Gene Ontology annotation, cellular component: nucleus.